Molecule: messenger RNA, 955 nt
Organism: Fusarium redolens
Lineage: Eukaryota; Fungi; Ascomycota; Sordariomycetes; Hypocreales; Nectriaceae
Exons: 2
Coding region: 472-690 (72 amino acids)
Source: RefSeq, a predicted model, not a curated record
CUUAAGGCCGCUUAUGCACGGGCUUUCUGUAAAUAUUUGGUGUUUUUAUGGACAGCCAUCGUCUAACCGAUGCCAUCAUCUCACAGACUUGACCCUGCUUUGCGAAAUAACCUUAUCAGCAAGCAUACUGAUAUGAGAGACCCUAGAGCUGCAUAGAGAUCACAGUUAUGUAAUUAUAUUGGAGGUUGCAGUAUUGUAGUUGUACGCCAUGAAGUGUCUAGAUUCAGCCUCGCAUGAUUUGAUACCAGGCGUAAAUUAUAUAUACUUGAGAUUGCCUCUCUAGAAAGGGGACCAUCUGCGCUCAAACCAAGACCCAAAGAAGCAACUCACACAAGUUGGAUACCAACUGCUCAAAACCUUCGAUCUUGCAUUGAUCUCCCCUGCUAAGGUACUGGCAGAGAAACACAUCUGAGCAUCCUACCAAUCUACAAUCCCCCCUCAAGACAUCGUCUACGGAAAGUAAAGAUCAACAUGGUCUUCCACCUCCUCCCAGCCCUCGCGGUCGCAGGCGUCAAGUACGUGAUCAAAGAAGCAACUGAUGCCCCAGCUUGUGGCAAAUGCGGCAGGGAGAAGAUGAAGAUGUGGGCAGGCAUUCGCAUCAUCUUCCUUUGUGAGGACUGCGAAGACGGCAUGAAAGUCAAGUUGAGCUUGAAGGCCGUUCAGAUCGCGACUUUUGGUUUGGCGAAUUGAUACCCUGUUUUAUGCUUGAAGCGGUGGCUAUGCCACCUCGAUGCAAGUGAGAGUUAUGUAGUUACAUCAACUGAUGUGGAAAUUUCCAAGAGAUUGAACAGAGCUGCCUAGGCAGGUACACGUGGGAGGGUUAAGAGAAGUGGUUCAGCGAUGUGUAGGAUCAAGGAUUGGACGGAUUGAUGAAUGACGGUUCGCAGGAGUCACUCUUUUGAAUAACAAUCAAUAAUGACACGAAGCUUGAACAUGUACAACUUUUGAACUACCU